Messenger RNA from Vigna angularis (adzuki bean), 1923 nucleotides. RefSeq lists its product as uncharacterized. Bases 1 to 1923 code for a protein of 640 amino acids. The record is from RefSeq and is a predicted model, not a curated record. The transcript has 5 exons. Gene Ontology annotation, biological process: regulation of DNA-templated transcription. Lineage: Eukaryota; Viridiplantae; Streptophyta; Magnoliopsida; Fabales; Fabaceae.
AUGGCUUAUGAUUUAGGAUUUGUUGUGGUAAUAGUAAGAUCUGACAUAGCUACUGGUGUACGGGGAAGAAAAACGUUCGUCAUACUUGGAUGUGAAAGAGGGGGAAAAUAUAGGAAAUACAAAGCUGAUGCAGUGGCUAGUGUAUACGGCACUCGUAAAUGUGAAUGUCCGUUUAGAUUAAAGGGUAAACCAUGUUCAGAUGGGGCCGGAUGGGUGUUGAAGGUGAUGUGUGGACAUCACAACCAUGAGUUGGCUGAAACUUUAGUUGGUCACCCUUAUGCUGGCAGGUUAAAUACGAGUGAGAAGUCAUUACUGGUUGAUAUGACAAAGAGGUUAACCUUCUCAGCAGCAUUUGCUUUCUUGUCUACUGAAAGGCAGAGUAAUUUCACAUGGGCUUUGGAAAAGCUGAAAGGUUUAUUUUUAACAUCUGAGGGUGGUCCUAAAGUUAUUGUGACUGACCGAGACUUGGCUUUGAUGAAUGCCAUAUCAAUUGUAUUCCCUGAGUCAUAUCAGAUGUUAUGUCGGUUCCACAUCCUUAAAAAUGUUAAAGCUAAAUGCAAAAUGUUAGUUCAUUCUACUGAGGUUUGGGAAGUGUUGAUGGAUGCAUGGGAAAAUGUGAUGGAUUGUGCUGAUGAAAGCUUGUUUGCUGAGUAUGUGAAUGGUUUUCAAUACGCAAGCAGUUCAUGGCCUUUGUUCUUUGAAUAUGUGAAUCAGACUUGGAUUAUUCCGUACAACACAUACUUUGUAAAAUUCUGGACGAACAAAGUAAUGCAUUUAGGGAACACAACCACAAAUAGUAUUCAUAACGUCAUUAUCUUACAACACAACAAGAUUAAAGCGUCAUUUGAAAGUAAUUUGUUGCUCAGGAGUGACCAUUUUAAAGGCUACAUAUAUAGAGAACUUAUUGGGCGUGUGUCUCGAUAUGCAUUGGAUCUCAUUGCUAAGGAAUUGAAAAUAGUGCAGCAGAUAGGAUUGGACUCCUCAAAGUGUGGAUGCGUAUUGAGACGUACAUUUGGUGUCCCAUGUGCAUGUGAAUUAGCACGAUAUGAUCCUAGGAUGAUCCCUAUAGGUGAAUUUCAUAUCAUGUGGCGAAGAUUGCAUUUCUCAAAUGUUGAAUUAAAUGAAACUAAGCCUCAGUUAUCCAUUAAAGAUGAGUUGAAACAAGUAGAAGAACGAUUCAAUGAGGUUGACAUUGGCGGUAAAGUCACCAUCAAGCAGAAGUUACUUGAGAUUGUUUGUCCUACAUUGACAUCAAUGGUCCCUCCAUUACAUAAAGUCAAGACAAAGGGUGCACAAAAAAGUAAAGUUAAACGAAGUGAAAGGUCUACUACGCGGGAUCCAUCAUAUUUUGAGUAUGUGGACGCCUUUCAUUCAACCAUAGAAUCUUCAUCUGUGAGAAGUAAAUUACAAUCAAAGCCAAAAGCAAUGAAGAAAAGGAGAGUUCCAAUGAUAGACCAGUUUCAUUCUACUACUCACCCCUUCAUUGUGGACGUUGUUGAUGUUGUGGCUGAUGGUCACUGUGGGUAUAGAUGCAUUGCUGCGUUGUUGGGACUCGGAGAAGAUUCAUGGCCCGUUGUGAGGAAUGAGUUGUACAAAGAACUCAGUGCAUGGCGUGAUGAAUAUGCAAGCCUAGUAGGAGGCUAUGAUAGACUAGAAGAACUGAGGACCUCUUUAUUGGUGAAGUCACUGUCCGCGGCUAACAUGAGCAAGUGGAUGACAUUACCAGACAUUGGUUAUGCAAUUGCUAACCGAUAUAACGUUAAGCUACAAGAAGGUUGUCCGUUGCCCACGGUGAAUAUCAUGUCCUCAACCCACUGUUAUCCUGAGGCACGAGCGUGGUCAUCUAUUUAUACUAGUAGGAUGCGCGCAUUUGAACAGUUGAUGGACAUAACAACAUCUUAUGUUGACUUAGGUGAUUCAUGA